Messenger RNA from Paramecium octaurelia, 1460 nucleotides. The record is from the annotation of a GenBank genome assembly. Lineage: Eukaryota; Ciliophora; Oligohymenophorea; Peniculida; Parameciidae.
UAUUGAUGAGUCGAAAUCUAUCGCCACGGAGAUUCUAAAAUGUGUUAGAUAAAUGGCAUUAUAUAAAAUGUUCAGAAAUCAAGAUCCAUUUCUUUGUGAAGAAUCUAUACAUGGGGAAUCAAACAGAAGAUCAAUUUCUGAAUUUUGUAAAGGAUAGAGUGUAGAAGGCGGUAUGAUGAUCAUGAUGACUAGGGUCCUUGCGAAGUGAUUCAGAUUACCGAUAAGAAUUUGAAUGAGCGCACUAUUGAUAUAGCUAUAGGAAUGCGAUAUGAUAAUGAUGCCAAAUUGAUAUAUAUUGGAAAGAAACAUAUCAAUUUAGUAUCAAAACAUCAAAGUGAAAAGAAGAUCAUUCCAUUGAUCAGUGAUAUAUUUUUGAUGAUGUUAAGGGUAUUGAAUAACAUUUAUUGGGAUGUUAGGAAAAAGGUGAAGUGGACAAAUAAGCACUUGAAGAGAAAUUAAGGUAACAGAGAUUUGGGGAGAAAAAGAGAGAUCGAUCUAGUAGUCAAGAUUCAUCGAAAUCGGAGAGUCUGGAUAAGAAGAAGAAUGCUAUAGUCUUGAAUUUACAAGUGAUUCCACAACAGAAAAUUAUUACACCUCCAAUUGUGGACAUUUAGCCUGUGUAAUUGACAAGUAAUUGAGUUGAGUGAUGUAUUAGUUCCCAAGGAGACCAUCUAUAUCUUUGGGAUUCCAUAAGAAUUCAAUUUACAAGAGUGUUUGAUGGAUAUUAAAAAUAGAUUGAAAUUAUAGUAAUUACCAGAAGGAACUUUCAAGAGUGAAAAAUAGUAAGAUCAUAUUUUUGAAUAUUUGGAAGUGCAGUUGGAAAUGUUGUAGAAGAAUGUCUCAUUAAAAAUUAAGAAUGUGCCAUGUCUUAUAUGCUAGAAGAAAAAGAAGUCUGACUCAUUUUCAGAUAUACUCAAACAAUAUUAAUUAUUCAUAAAAACACAACAUCCAAUCAAUACAAACAAACUGUUGAGCAUUUUCCAAUAAUAUGGCGACAUCAUUGGAUUAUAUGAAAUACUACUUAAGUAAGCAGCAUAAUCUAAUUUAAAGUCAGGAGGAAUCCUCUAACUCUUAUUGCAUAGUCUACACAUCUGAUCAAUUUAUCAAACAAUUGAAACCUCCUGGAUAAAUUGAGAUUCCUGAAGAAAAGACAAUUUGCGAAUAUCGAGUACCAGAUCAAAAUGUAGUCUCUUUUCAACGAAUCCCGUAUAAAAGCACUUUACAUGCAUAAAUAACAAGAGAUUCUAGUAGUUCUAGUAGUAGCAGCUCAUCAUCAUCAGUAAGUCAAUUCAUUAUGAUUAAUAGUCUUCACGGAGCAGAAGUGAUAGCAACCCUAGAAAAAAAAAAUAAUACAGUAUAUAUCUAUUAUUAUACAUAUAAUUUUAGAUAAAAAUAAUUACAACAAUCGGAAAAGAUAAAACUAUAGGAGAAACAAUAAUUAUUAUGACAAUUGAGAUUAG